Molecule: messenger RNA, 1536 nt
Organism: Cicer arietinum (chickpea)
Lineage: Eukaryota; Viridiplantae; Streptophyta; Magnoliopsida; Fabales; Fabaceae
Source: RefSeq, a predicted model, not a curated record
UUGAAUUUGGAAGAUUGCUUUAGGGGAUAACAACAAUAUUAGCUCCUCAUAAUAAUAUAUAGUCCAUAGAUAUCCCUUUAUUUACACUCAAACAUUUUCCUUAUCAUUGUUUUGUGAUAGUCCUUCACAAAACUUAGCCAACCCUUCAAUCCAUUACUUUAUAAUAACAAACACAACAUUAUUUUUGUGUCAAUCAACAUGAUGGAUAUCUCAUUUUCCAAUGAAUUAUGCUACAUGAGUGCAAGUAGAUGCAACCAAGACCAAGAUUUGUUCUUCUAUAGUGCACCAACUAGUCCUAGUAGACUCAAAUUAAUAGAAUAUAUUGAUUCUCAAACAACCCCUACAACACCAAGAUUAUAUGAUUAUGAAGAUUCAAACUCCAAUCUAGAUGGAUUUGAAUUCGAAACAAGUCAUCGUUUUAGUCAUAGCAAAUUGAUUAGCGCUAAGAGAAACAAAAUAGAUGUGGAAGCGUUGUUUGAACAAAAGCAAAGGAUUUGUGGCGAUUCAUCGCCUACAAUGGCAUUUGCUGAUGAGCUAUUUUGUGAUGGUAAAGUAAUGCCAUUGAUACCUCUUAAACUUCCUCCGAGGCUAGUUCACAAUGGAGAUGGAAAUGUCACGAGUAGUACUCAAAGCUCAAGAGCGACGUCACCUAAGUCACCAGGAUCGAUGCUUAGGCUUCCUUUUACGCGCUUGUGGAAGAAUGAUGAGUUUGAUCCAUUCAAGGUGGCUUUGGAGAAGAUAAGAGAAGAGAAGAGAGGAAAAAUAAAGGGUAAACAAGAACAAGAUGGUUUAAGAAGGACUAGAUCACUUUCUCCUUUGAGAGUAUUCAACAAGUGUGACAAACAUACAGAACAAUUGGAGUCACAUGGACAUGAUUGUGACAAAGCUGAGUUGAUUUGUGAGCUUCUAGAAGAGCCAAUGAAGGAAGCAUUAGGAAGAGAAAUUAUGGUUCAUGAGCCUAAGAAUAUUUUAGUUUCAAAUGAUGUUGAAGAGACAAAGAAAGAUGAGAACAAAAGAGAAGGUUUUUGGGCAAGGUUUAAGAAGGGAAAAAGUAUAAAGAAGUUUCUUUUUGGGAAAUUUGGUAAAGCUAGUUCUCAAAACAAGUUUGAAGAUAAAAAAGAAACAUUGGUGAAGAAACUUGACAUGGAAUGUGUGACAUCAACACAAUCAACCAAAUGGAGUAAUAAUGAUGAAAUAUCAGGUGAGUUUAGCCAAAUGAGAUUGGUUUGUCAUAGGCCAUUUCCAAAGUUUUUUCUUUUCUAGGUAGAAUGUAGAAUAUAGAGAUGAAAUGAAUUAGGAAUUGCUAUGUCUUAAUUCAUUCCAUGUGUGUGUAACAGUUUUAUUGAUGUCUCUAUUUAUCCUUUAUGAUUGUGGUAGGAAACUUAUGGUUGCAGAAGUUUUUUAAGAAAUUGGUUUGUUGAAAUAUAUACUAGUUGCCAACAUACUAUUUCAUCAAAUAUGUGAUUUGAAAUAAGGUUGGUAAAUAGCCACUAUAGCAUAGAGAAAAUUGAAUAAAUUAUUAUUGUUAUUCUGUUA